AUGGCUACCAAAUACCUUGCCAUUCAAACCACCAGUCUAUUCUGUAGAGGUAAACUGGGCUUGUUCUCCUCUGUGCCGCGUUCUCUUCAGUCCGCAUCCAACGUCCAUCGUUACCUACUAUUCAUCCUGCUCACUAGAAGGAAGACAUUAACCACCAGCACAAUGGACAUCGCACCACCACGAAGAUACACAUCACCAAGCCCAUGGACACCUCCCAGCCAACAAAAAGUACGAUCCUCGACAUCAGGCAACAUCCGAAACGACGAUAUCCCAAGCUCACCUACCCAACUCCUCGCCCCAACGCAACUCAAACGAAUCUCAGAAGCCUCAGAACUCACAGACACAAGUCAAGAAGCCCUAAACAACCCACGUCCCCACUCCGCCUCAAGACUCAGCAAAAGAUUCUCCUGGGUCCCAGGCUGGAGUUUCGCCGGCGAAAAACGGCAAUCCAACCCCCCCACUCCAUCAUCCCCAGACGACAACGCCGACAACAACGAUCCCGAAAGUCCCACCGACAGCGUAAUAACCAGCAGCCGCCGAGAAUCCGUCGCGCAGCGUCUCACCCGCCGCUUCUCCUCCAUCGGCGAAAGCUGGCUCUUCCACCCGGAACCCUCGCACGAAACCAACUUCCCCCCCUCCGUCACCUUCCCCUCCUCCCCAGGAAAACCCCUCUGUCUCUCCGUCUUCGGCACCAUAGAUUCUCUCGACGGCACGGUGAUCAAACUUCAAAUUCCGAUCGGCAUCUGUCAGGCGGAUCUCGCGGGGCAGAAGGAGUAUCGGCCUGUGCUGGAGUAUAUGGGACCGAGGUUGAAGAAUGGGGAUUUGCUGGUGCGGCCGUUCAUGGCGAGGUUCAGUCGGGAUCCGAAUGUGGCGAUGGUGGUGAGGGGGGCGAUGCAGGAGUAUGUGUUCAAGUGUCAUAUUGUGGGGGUUUUUCCCAUGAGGGUUUUUGGGGAGGUGCUGCCGGUUCCUUAUGCGAUGGAUGGAGGGAGGGGUGAGUGUGGUGAUUUUUGUGAGCUUGAUAUCCAGGCGGGGAAUGUCAAUUCGAUAAUGACUUGA
Molecule: messenger RNA, 1056 nt
Organism: Pseudocercospora fijiensis CIRAD86
Lineage: Eukaryota; Fungi; Ascomycota; Dothideomycetes; Mycosphaerellales; Mycosphaerellaceae
Exons: 4
Coding region: 1-1056 (351 amino acids)
Source: RefSeq, a predicted model, not a curated record